Molecule: messenger RNA, 630 nt
Organism: Penicillium samsonianum
Lineage: Eukaryota; Fungi; Ascomycota; Eurotiomycetes; Eurotiales; Aspergillaceae
Product: CFEM domain-containing protein
Exons: 3
Coding region: 1-630 (209 amino acids)
Source: RefSeq, a predicted model, not a curated record
AUGAAGUUCUCCACCACUCUGAUUGCCCUCGUUGCCGCCGGCCUCGCCAGCGCCCAGCUGCCCGAUGUGCCCCAGUGCUCGCUGAGCUGCUUCCUCUCUGCCCUGCAGAGCGACGGCUGCUCUGAGCUGCUCGACUUCAAGUGCCACUGCCAGAAGCCCGAGCUCGUGAGCAGCAUCACCCCUUGUGUCCAGAAGGCCUGCGACCACAAGGACCAAGUCUCCGUCUCCAACGCCGUCGUCGGCCAGUGCUCUUCCGCCGGCCACCCCAUCUCGAUCCCUCCCAUCGAGACCAGCGCAUCUUCCAGCGCCAGCGCCUCCUCCAGCGCCAGCGCCUCGAGCUCCGCCCCCACUGAUACCACCGCCACCCCCACCGGUACCGCCAGCGAGAGCUCCAGCGCCGUUGAGUCCUCCUCAUCCGCUGUUGAGACCAAGAGCACUACCACCGGUACUACCGCCACUGGAUCCGGACACGCCAGCUCCUCCGGUGCUGCCACCUCCACCCCGUUGGCGUCCAAGACCGGCUCGGCUACUGCCUCUGCCUCGUCGCCCGCCUUCAACGGUGCUUCCAAUAUCAAGGGUAACAUGGCUGGUGUUGCUGCCCUCGCCGCUGCUGCCGCUUACGUCCUGUAA